GUGUGCACUGCAGUCGCGCCGCCUCGCACAGUAUCUUGGCUAUCGGAAAUCGGACGAGCGGUUACUUUUCGCUGUGUCGUUAUCGUCGUAAUCUUAUAGAUUGCGCAUGAUCUGGCUCGGUGUCGGCACUGAGCUGAGCUUGUGUCCCUCCAUCGUCGCGGGAGAGCUUCCACCCGAGUUGGGGCUAGUCGUGUUAGUAAGUGUUGGUCGUGGCUUCUAGCGCAAGAAAUCGACUUUCGGCCACAUUCUUGGGCUGUUGCUGAUACGGCGAAAACCGAUAGCUAGUUGUGUAUCUGCCACUCUACCGACUUUCACACACUCGCCGUAUCUGUUCUAGCGGCUGCUAUCUGUGGCGCGAGCUUGGCAAAGUCGCACGGGCUCUCGUUGGUGGUUGACGAAGUUUCGGGCUCCUCUGUGUUUACGUGAAAUCGUAAUUUCCGUCUUGACUUCGCCAAGGUGCUUCCGGCGUGUCCUUGAUUUCUCGUCGGGCUACCGAGUCCUGCUGUUGCCGUCUUUGCCGGAAGGUAGGUACGUGAACUGAACCCCAACUGGUACCGCACACUCGGUGCGACUUAGGGUCUUCCGGCACCGCGGGUCCGUUGGCGCGUGCACUAUACUCGGAGCGUUCCAGAUCCCGGGUCCUGAUUUCCGCCGUUGGAAUCCCGCCAGGAUACUUUCGCCAGUGCAGUUUCGCAGUUAACUUGUUUAUUGUGAUCUCGAAUUUGCGGCUCGGGUGCGUGCAAGUGUGGCGAUAAGCAGCCGCGUAUGGGUGUUGGACGAGAACGAGCCGCUGGCGGGUCGUGUGUGAUUGUUUUUCCACUUGUGGGGCGAAUUGUCAGCGCCAAUUAGCCGAGGGGGACGAGCGGAGUGUCGGGCGAAGCGGAGCCGGGCCGUGCAUACGAGCGCGGAGUGGAGGUGACAGUGCGGCGCGUAUGCAACACAUACACUUGACUGCCUCCCAGGAAGCGGGGGCGCGAUUCAAGGGGGCGGCCGCCAAACACAAACGCAACUUGCGAGUGCUCCGCGAAUGAGGAUGAUAUGCUAACGAAUGGCAGUGAUAACACACUUUGUUGACAGCCAACACAUCCACCGAAAAAUAUAUUGAGCCGCAAUUUUAUCGCAUUAUUUUCAAUUUUUUUCUGGUUGUUUGCCGAAAGCUGUUAUCAUCACGGCCGCGCGGUUGGAGUGUGUUCGGGUGGUGUGCGUUCGCGGUUUGUGGUUUCGCGGUGCAAGUGCGGAAAUCUACUCUAGUGGGACAACGAGCGGUACCAACGGAGAUUUCGCAGUGCAAGAUAUCCGCCUAGAACAGAUUGGAUACUACGCGAUGCGACUAUCGGUGGUGAUCAUUAUUGCUAGUAACAAAGGACAAGCAGUCGAUUAUGUCAACACUUAUUGUAGUGAACCGCGGAUGUAAUGAAAUGUUGACCGUUAUUAGUUACCUGACUAGUCAUAAUUGAGGGAAGCACAGUUAAAAGCCGUCCAUGAACCAUAAAUAAUUAUUGCAGCUUUAAUGAAAUUUUAAACUACGAGUAAAUGGAAAAUUAUUCGGGCGGACUGUUUACUAGUUGACGUCCUUUUCGUAAUUAUUAUUAUCUGAAGAAAAUCUACAACUACAACGGAGAUACAUAAGAACAAUCGUCACGAUAUAGCCUGGAUAAGGAUAAUUUAUAAACCGUGCACGUAACCUCUCACAAUCGGAAUAAAAGGAUUUUCUGUGAUUCAAGAAGGAGUUUUUCACCAAAAGGCUCACAUUUUUUAGAUAAUAUCAAAGUAAAAUUGUCAAAAUUGCGGCAAUGGGUAGGAAAAAAAUUCAAAUUUCUCGCAUCACCGAUGAAAGAAAUAGACAGGUGACAUUCAACAAAAGGAAAUUUGGUGUUAUGAAAAAAGCCUACGAACUGUCUGUACUGUGUGAUUGCGAAAUUGCCCUGAUCAUAUUUUCAUCAAGCAACAAACUCUACCAAUAUGCGAGUACGGAUAUGGAUAAGGUCCUCCUCAAAUACACCGAAUACAAUGAACCGCACGAGUCACUGACCAACAAGAACAUAAUAGAGGUACUUACAAAGAAGGAGAAUAAGAACGGAGCCAUGUCUCCCGAAUCACCUGAACAGGAAGCUGACUACACGCUGACACCAAGAACUGAAGCCAAAUACAACAAAAUCGAUGAAGACUUUCAAUUAAUGAUGCAACGCAAUCAUAGGGUUAAUAUGACCGGUACAAAUUACACUAUGCCCGUAUCAGUUCCGGUUGGCGGAAGUUAUAGUGAGUCGGGAAUGUUACAAGCUAGUCCACAAAUGGCACAUACGAAUAUUAGUCCGAGACCAUCCAGUUCGGAAACGGAUUCAGAAAAAUUCACAGUUUAUCCCUCAGGAGCGAUGCUGGAGAUGUCCAAUGGCUAUCCGCCGUCUGCAUCACCACUGGGUGGCUCGCCUAGUCCUGGGCCGAGUCCUGGUAUAGGUGGGCAUCAAAAUAAUAAAUCCUCCCAUAUAUCGCAUGUGUCCCACAAGCAACAUUCACCAGGUGGACAAAGUGGGCGAAGCGCUAAUUUAAGGGUCGUAAUUCCGACAGCAAUGCAAGCAAACUUAUCAGGAGAUGACAUCAGUUACUCGGAUCAGCAACAUCGGCAAAACCAGUCAACACUUAACACGCCUGUGGUUACUCUACAAACACCCAUACCUGGGUUAAGCAAUUAUUCCUUAAGUUCAUUUGCUCCACAAGACUUUUCAAUGGGAUCAUCAGAUGUAAUAGGUCUGCCACCGUGGAACACACAUCAUAGCUUAUCAUCAGUGCCACAUUCGGGCUCUUUCAUUUCUUCCUAUAGCGGUCUAUCACAUUUAACCAUUUCAAAUAGCACACCCCCGCCAUCAACGUCACCUAUAUCAGUUAAGGUGAAAUCGGAGCCGGUAUCUCCGCCUCGCGAUCAUCAUGGAAGUACUGGGCAUCAUUCGCAUUCUAGUUCAAUGUUAAGUCAAGCAUCGAGUGGUGGACUUUCUGGGACAACAUUGAAUACGGCAGCCGUAAUAUCAGUGAGCAAUCAAUCGAGUCCAGCUAAUUUGGGAGUGUUGCACUCACAGCAUCUUGUGAUGAAUUCAAGACCGUCUUCUACGGGUCAUUUGACACCGACACCAGGUACCGUGACGCCGACAAAUGUCCCAUCACCAGUCAGCGAUCUGCGGCAUUCAUCUAGUUCCCAACUUCCCGACUACGAUUCGCCGAACCAGCCUCACAAGAGGCCACGCAUCUCUGAGGGUUGGUCUACAUAGCCGAUUUCCAAAUACAACAAUUUCUUCAACUACAAUGGGUCGAAAUCGUCUCUAUCAGCAACUUCAGCAGCAAACUAUCUCCAACACAGUAGCAGCAGAUACACCGCAUAUAACAGCAAGGGCUAAGGACGUAGCCUCAAUACUCACGUGAACUGAAGAUGUAUUAUAGGUUCGAUGCAAGGAUGCAAGCUGAGUGCAAGGACAGUGGGGUGUGUUGAUUUGUAAAAACAAAACAAACGUGUCAUAUCUUAACGUAAUAUCUAGUGAACUAGCUAAGUUUAGGCAAAUCGCAGUGGUUAAGGCAAAAGGAUAAACCGUUUUGCAAAAUUGUAAAUAUUAGGAUAAUUCAACAAUCCAGGAUGCAAUGGAAGGAUUCUUUUAGUUAUAAAUUCAGGAUACAUUUAGGCUUUAAGCUGACAUAAAAUUAUUCUUUGGUAAAUGUUAAAAAUCUAGCGUAAAUGCAUAGUAGAAGCGAUAAGGGAGGAAGUGCAGAAGGAUAUAAGUAAAACAGUGCAAUUAACUCGUCGAAAGUCAUAAUUUUACAAAGAAUAUAUGGUAAUAUUGAUAUUAAACCCUAUUACAACUUACUUAGGUAGAAUUUUGUAAAGUAAAUUUGAAACGUGAAACAAGGACACGACGACUAAGCGUUUUAAAAAUUGAUCAAUUCAGUUGCGAAGGUGUUCAAACUUUAUGCAGAGUCGUCCUCUGGUCCUCUGGUCGACGACUAAUCUGUAAAAACUUUUGGAGAAAGUAGAGGAAGCAGAAACACGUUUAGCGAAAUGGUCGAUAUUUAUGUCGGAGAGAAGGCGAAAGGAAACAAUCUACACUACAAUAAAUAGGAAGCGAGGUUCGUUCGUAAGGAAAACACUAUUUACAAAGACCAACCACACACACACAAGUUCACGCCACUAAAGUGCCAUUUAGUGUCAUAGCUUUUCAAAUGCGAUUUGAAGAAAACGAGUAAAAUUACAAAACCAAACAAAAAGCUAUUUACAUGCAGUAGACGCCAGAAGAAACGUUAUUUUUAGAGAUAAUACAAGCAAAGGAUGCAAAAAUACGUAGUGAAAAAUUAUUGAUAAAAUAACAAUCGAUCAAAUGAUCUGAAAAAAACUCUGAGCCAUUUUAUGCUUAAAGCAAACUAUAGUUUUCAGAUUGUAUAUUAAAAAUAUAUAAAGAGAUAGAGAUAUAUUUCUAUAUUUGAUAGAAACGAUUCUACAUAGAUACAAGCACUGAAAUGACGAAUACAAGAUCUGACAUUUGUCGCAAGCGCAGGAGCGUAGAGUACUUUAGGUCCAUAGCGAGAACACACAGUAGAUAGGGUUUGAUACCAUUGAACGAGGGAAAAUGUGCUUUAUUUUAAUCUGGUUUUGAUUUUUCCACCAUUGAAAUGCAUCAGAAAGUUAAAAGGCUUGGAUGACCUUACCUACGCGUACCUGUACGCCUUCUCAACAGUUGAAGUAGAUUCGGAACAGUCUAGUAGAGAUUGCUCACUGCAGUAAGGGAUGCCUCAGUUCAAAUGUAAACCUGAACCUCAAAUUGUCACAAGAAUCCACUGCUAGCAACACAGAUGAAUACGAGUCUUCAGAAGUUUUUUCUCAAAAUCCACUCCCCCUUUGCUCGGCUUCCAGAUUUUUUCGGUAUUCAAGAGGAGUAAAAAUUGAAAAUAAAUUAGGCUUUUAGGGCCACUAUAACUUAGUGCAAUAAAGGAUCGGAUGAGCAGGCGGAAUUCCAAAAAAAGUUCCCCGGAAUUUAAAACCAAAGUUAUAAGGAACUCAAUUUCAUCUGGUAUUGGGUGACUUGCCGAGAGAGAGAGUAGCCGCUCCUUUCUCCUUCCAGGGCGAUUAUUUUAAACCCCUCAAAUGCUUUUCCUUUCACUGUGCUUUGCUAAUUCCUGUUGAAGCCGAUCCGGUCCACGAUAAUGGAUUUUCUCUGUCGCGACAGUUCCCUAUUCUCUAAGCUGAAAUUUUCAAAUAUAGGACGUGUGUUUCUUAUAUAUUUUCAUUUAUUUAAUUUACUUUUUGCUCUACAACUCUCACACAUAUUUACGAUGGAUGUGCUUGUUCUGAUCGCAAAGCGAUUUUUUCGAAAUCGCGUGCGUGUUAUAUUUAGAAGAGAUGAAUAAAAAAAAUGCUUGAAAUGGUUGACCAAAAUGCGAUUUGUAGCCCUUGCGUGUGGAACGAGAAUACAAAUAGAAUGUUAGAAGUACAUGAUUUUCAAAUAAUUAGCUUAAUGAAUAUUUCUAGUGCAGUAAAAUUGUAUUUUCUGGUCGUCGCAAAGAUUUCUUUUUGUAAUUUGUUUUAAUUAGUUAGUUAUUUUUUGUAAUAACGUUUUGUAGUCACUAUUCACUGUUUGCCUUUUGAUUUGUUUUCUUUUACGUUUCAUUUCUUAAUUUUAAUUGUAAUAAUAUUAAUUAUUAUUAAAUUGAUACUCAAUAUUAGAUUGUAUUUGACAUAAAAUGAUAGUCGUUUGUUUUAAGUGAAUUUUUAUUCGAUAUAAAAAUGCAAAAAAACGUUUUGUUGAAAUUUUCA
Molecule: messenger RNA, 5788 nt
Organism: Hermetia illucens (black soldier fly)
Lineage: Eukaryota; Metazoa; Arthropoda; Insecta; Diptera; Stratiomyidae
Gene: Mef2
Product: myocyte-specific enhancer factor 2
Exons: 10
Coding region: 1794-3260 (488 amino acids)
Biological process (GO): positive regulation of transcription by RNA polymerase II; cell differentiation
Molecular function (GO): DNA-binding transcription factor activity, RNA polymerase II-specific; protein dimerization activity; histone deacetylase binding
Source: RefSeq, a predicted model, not a curated record